AUGCUGAAACACCUGCAUUUUGGAGCUGCCUUACCCAGGAAAACAAAAAAGAGACCAUGUUUGUAUGCAGCUUUAUUAACUCAAUGAUAUAUAUUUUUGGGCUAAAAAUGUGGGACUCAAAACAGGUGCACCUGCCCUGAAUGACUGUGGUACUUAUGGACCUGAGAGAGACCACCACAUUUGUUGUGCAAAAGCUGAGCUGCGAUUUUGAGACAAUGUAGCUUGCAGUGUGUGGCUGGUUGUUUGCUGCGAAGUUCCCCGUCCUUAAAAUGAAAUUAAUCUCUAAUUAGUAGGCAGGACUCCCCCUCCAGGUUUCGUUUCUGGUAACUCAGCUGACGCUCCAGAGGCUUGUACUACUUUGCUUGCUGCCACUGCUCCAUCACAACUUUCUGGGACACAACCUACUGGCAGUUUGUUGCAAGUUCGAGGAGUCAACCUACUCGCAUUUUCAUUUACAAUGAAAAUGUAUGGCAUAGACAGGGACCGACAUUUCAUACAUCUUCAUUGUCUGUGGAUUGUCGGCUAUGUUGCCUCCUCCCCCCUGCAUUCCAUUCCUGUCUCCAUCUCUUGCAAUGUGGGAAGCCAAGCCAUCCUUCCCUGCAAGUGGAAGUCCCAGCUAGACAAAAUCCCAGUUUGCCAUGUCCAGUGGCAGACACCUGAUGAGACAGUGUUUGAACAGAUGGGGGCGCAACGGUGGCAGGCAACCGAGUUUGAGGGGCGGGUGGAGGUACCUGAGGAAAAGCUGUGGCAGGGAGACUGCUCUCUGAUCUUGCAUGACGUGCAGUUUGGGGAUGUGGGGCUUUACGAGAGCUUCAUGGUGGUUGACAGGGCACGUAAUAAGAGACGGGUGUUCAUCCAGAGUGUCCAGCUCUCAGUCCAUGACCACACGUCCGAGGAGUCCUUGAGGGAGGGUGAAACCCUGGACCUGAAGCUCCACACUCCCCAGGCCAAGAAAGUGGUCUUCCAGGGGAGGAACAGCACAGAGAUGACGGUCCUGUGGAUGAGGGGUGAAGAGGAGGUCAACAGUGGUCGUCUUAAGGAGGUCAAAGGGUUUGUGGUCCUCAAAGGGUUGAAGAUAGACGACUGUGGGACAUAUACCGUGUUGGAUUCCCACGGGCUGCCGGUUAGCACGGUUCAUCUUACAGUGGAAGCAUAUCAGGUUGAUGAAACUCAAAAAUUCCAUGAGAUCCAGGGCAAACAAGCACCUAUCGGUAAAUCAACAUAUAACAGGUCCUCCUCUCUGCUUAUGUUAUUUGUCCUGCUGUUCAGUCCCCUGAUUCAACAUCUCCUCUAACAACAAUCUGUCAUGUAAGCCAGGUUUAAACCUAUUUGUCUGGUUUCCCAGACUGUCUGAAAUAUUUUUUACACCCAAAGCCAAAUCACAAAUCAGAGUGCUAGGGUGCUUUCCCAUGUGAAAACAGUGAAAUUGGAAAAUUCUAUAAAAGAGAAAUAUAUAAAAAUGCAAAAAAUAUGUUGGUUGUUGUGUGGCCAAUGUUCCCAGGGAAUCUAAUAUCUAAUACAAUUAUAAAAAAUAAAGAUUGAGCCAGUUUCCAGGAUCAGAUUAACCCUAUUCCCAAUGGACUAAAUAGUGAGCUCAAUAGAGAAUAUCCAUUGAAACUGCUUUCUAGGCCAGGACUAGAAUGAAUCUGUGUCAAGAAAAUAAAAUCCCAUUAUUCAGUAUGAUAUCUGUUACUGUCAGUAGUGUAGUGUAGGUCUAUAGCUUACUGGCCAUAUAUUAUACAGAGUUUGGGUCAUUCCAAUUCUGUAAUAAAUUAGACUGUCCUGUCAAUUGUCAGUCUCUAUAUUUAAAUACUCAUUUUAUUUCUGGAAGUUAAGUAGACUUAGUUUUGUUUGUUCAAUUUACAUCAUUAAUUGCAGACCUGCCAACCCUGUCCAGCUUUUUAGAGUACCAGACGCGAACGGCAAAUUGGAGAUUCAAGGGUUUUCUUUCCCCCUGCACGCUCGUGCGCGCACCGUUUGUGUGUCUGAUCGCAAUAAUAGAAUUGUACCAAAUCAAGUCUUUAUUAGGCUGGAAUACUUUCUUGACAGCAUUCCAUUUACACAUAUGGUAAAAGUCACUAACAAGAUCUAAUUAGAAAGAACGCACAAAGGGCCUUUAUUCUUAGAGUUUUUUUUAUUUUUACAUUCUAUAAAACAAAUAAGUUGUUUAUUUAGGGAGAAAAUGUACAAACGUCUUAUCCAUGAUUAAACUCGAAUGAUAAGAACAAAUGUUUGAAGCAGAGCAUCAGUCUCAAACAUGUUAACCAUAAUAAAAACGACAAAGCUAUGAUAGGAAACAGUGGAUGAGAACAAAUCUUCUGGAGAUUAAGAUAAUUUCCGUAGACAGAUUUGCCUGGUAGCUAGCAGAUUUAGCCUUGCGCAUCAGGGUAGACUUCUCGUGGCAAACAGUUCCUCUGGCAGUCACUGAAACCUUCUUGGCAACGAGGGCAGUCAGAAUAUCUGUACCGAAAUAGCACUUCAUUACAAUAUCUACCUCGAAUAAUGAUGUAUUCAUCUCCAUGCCCGUUGGCACAAACGCCGUACAUGUCUGUGUUGCAGCUCGACAAUCGGGAUGUUAGAUUUACUCAGAGGAUGUAUGUAAAAAAUAAACCAGGCCCUAUUCAUUUCUGCCUACUUUUAUCUCUGAUCUCGUCCGCGCGUACAUGGACAGAAAAUUGCGUAGUUGGUACGCAAAAUGCGGGCAUGUUUGCAAGUCUGUUAUUGAUAUGAAAACCUGAACUCAUGUUUAGUUUGGAAGUUCAGAGAUUGAUUAUUACGCACUACUCAUAAUAGUAAAAUAUUAUAAAAUUGAAUGAAAAUGUGAUUGUUGUUAAAUUUUAUUAUAAGCAAUGUAGUCUUUAAUGUAUAAUAAAUAAACCACUGAAUGAUUUA
Messenger RNA from Oncorhynchus kisutch (coho salmon), 2892 nucleotides. RefSeq lists its product as uncharacterized. Gene Ontology annotation, cellular component: external side of plasma membrane. The coding region runs from base 458 to 1294 and encodes 278 amino acids. The record is from RefSeq and is a predicted model, not a curated record. The transcript is spliced from 6 exons. Gene Ontology annotation, biological process: positive regulation of T cell proliferation; cell surface receptor signaling pathway; cellular response to lipopolysaccharide. Lineage: Eukaryota; Metazoa; Chordata; Actinopteri; Salmoniformes; Salmonidae.